This is a messenger RNA of Pomacea canaliculata, 2764 nucleotides long. RefSeq lists its product as uncharacterized. Bases 609 to 1301 code for a protein of 230 amino acids. The transcript has 5 exons. The record is from RefSeq and is a predicted model, not a curated record. Lineage: Eukaryota; Metazoa; Mollusca; Gastropoda; Architaenioglossa; Ampullariidae.
ACCUACCCCACUUCCUCCUUGUUCGACUAUCCAUCCUACCUCUCUCCCGAGUUCCCCGCCCUUCACGCACGUACUCUCGAGCGGGUGGAUGCGAAUGGAAGGGAGUAAAAUCGAUGGAGGGCGCCAUACGGAGGUUUCUUCCACAGCGUGCAGACAUCGACAGACCGACAAAUCCGCUGCUGCGCGUGCGUACGCAUGCGCAUUGGUGAACCCGUCACUUCCUGCGAUACGCUUCUGCGUAACCGUUAAGACGUCGGGCUUUCGAAAUUCAUCCUGAUGCGAGCUGGACCUUCAGUUGCUAUGGUUGCCUAGGAAGAGAGACAAGUCCGUGUGUUGUGUGUAGCUCGUAGUCAGGUUCGUGUCGUCCUAGCAUCCGAGCUUUAACCGAGUCUCGUCGUGAAGCCACGCACGUCGGGGAAUACCUGUCGCCGGUCUUCAACGAUCGGCAGCUGCUGAGAGCGAGGGCUUUGAUCGGAAAGCGGACUGAUGAACAUCAGGCUGAAACGAAAAUGGAGAUGUACAGAUAAGUACACCGAACGUGAUACGGCAGGUGUUCGCUGCUCACGUAUCUACGCCUAACCUUUGACCUCCACCUGGCCUGAGGAAUCAUGCUGCUCGUGUACUUCACGUUGUUGACUGUCGCAAGGCUGGGGAAUGCGCAGUCGCAGUGCCUGACUGUCAUGCACGCGUCCGACCUGCGCCAGUGCUUCCGGAUGAGAGACAUCAAGUAUGUAGUCGUGCACCAGCAGGACGACGUCAUCGACACUAGCCUCAGCAUCGAGGGCUUUCUCUACGACCCGGCACUGACAUGCGCAUCGCAGCAAAAAUUCGCAGAGUUGUUCGACUGCCUGAGUGGGGCGACCACCAAGUGCUUUACUGAAGACCUCCACAAGUUUGUCCCUGACUCCACACUGACGGAGCAAGGUCUCAACUACUUGUGUCAGCACGUUGAUGACAUAGACAAGGACUGUUACAAUCAGACCUACGAUGAGGUCUUUGCCUGCGUCCGAGAACUGUCGAGGGAGGUUAUAAAAGGGGCCGACGAUAUCUUCACUAAAGCUUGCACGACUGUGGACAUCACUCACGACUGCAUCAAGGCAAAGGUUCUGUGCGGGGCCAGGACACAAGAAAUUCUCCUCAAGUUUCAGGACGAACACCGGAAACCGGUCGGCUGUCCUGCGCCUGCGCGACAUGGCCGGAAGUUGUACAUAACCACAGGGGGCAGCACCACUGCCUGCGUGUCCACUUUUUUGCUCAUAUUUUUGGGCCUGUUUGCUACCCUGGCAGACGAUGAAUUAUAAUGUCUCGCAGUGAUAGCUAUACCUGUCGUACAUUUUGCUAGCGAUCUUCACGAGACAGUUAUUAAUUUCUGUGUCGAGGUUUGGUUAAUUCUGCCAAAAACUUAAUCGUGUUAUUAAGAGCGAGUCGAAGGACAAUCUGCAAGUUUUAGCACUCACUUGUAAGCAGAGGUUGUUUUUUUUUUUUUUUUUUUUUUUUGCCAUAUUCUGCAUUAAAAAAAAACAACAACAAAGCUAUUCUAUUCUAGAGUUGUCCAUUUUUUAUGAAUUGAUUGACUCGUUUCAUUGACUUAUUCGUUCGAUUGAUCGAUUGUUCACUAAUUUGAUCAGCCUGGUCGAGGUUCGGUGGAAUACAGGCAUACCUCAGUUUUACGCCUGUUCAGGACAGUGAAACGAACUCACCAGAAGCUCCUGAACUCUUUUCACCAAAGAGUCACUCGAGCGUUGUGAACGAGCUAGCAAACUGAAUACUCAUCACUCAUCAGUGACCCUGUGUAUGACCUGCACAGGAAAUACUUUGUGCGCCAUCUGUCUGCCGCUCGAGUUUCUGUCAUUCUCUUUCUUGUCAAUUCACGCAAUGUUAUUGUUGUCUGUCAGAAGUUUACGAAUGAUUGGGUUUAAAUUUUGAGGAUAGCAGUAAAUCAUGUCCAUUCACUGUUUUGUAUUAUUUGAAUACAAAUCCUGGAUUACCAACGAUAAUUAUAUGUACAUAAAAUUGCUGUAUGUAUACAUGUAUGCGCGUGUAUCAUUUUCUGCUUUGAAUGUUUACACUUGCAACACUUUGUACGAAAACUAGGAAUAUUUUUCAUCCUCGUUUUCGAGCCUACACUUAAACUGCGGUUUAAUGACACCUGCUUACGACUGCUACACAGGUGUGCUUAAACAUACAUAAAGCUACAUAUAUACCUGUGUUGAAGAUGUCCAAUCCUCGAAUGUAUGUCAAUGAUUUCCGCAAAAGUAAAUGAAACUUUGAGUGUGCUUUAUUUAGGCAGCUUCUCUGUGUUUGAGCUGUGUAUGAUGAACAUGUGUGUUUGUGUGUUCAUGUGCUUGCAUGCUUGCUGUGCAUGUGUAAAUAUCCGUAUGUUUUUAUGAUUAUGUGUGCCUGUGUGUGUGAUCAGCUUGUAGGUUGGUAGCUGGUCACCAGAUAGCUCAGUACUGCUGUCACCUCCCUCGCUGAUGAAGAUCGAGAAUUUUAUUAUUAUUUAUCUCACUGACACUAUUGUGGAUGUGUCUCACAUGUUCAUAUCCAAUACUCCGCCAUUGCAAUAUGUGUUUAUAUGCAAUAUUUUAAUUCAAUUUAACACUUUAUUUUAUAAUCCCACUAGAUUUCUGUUGGGGAUGGGGGAAAGGAUUGCAACUAUGAAAAAAGCUGAGAAUUGAGAAUACAUCUUAACUGAAUAAUAAGAAAUAGUCGAGUUAUAUGAAAUAGGGUUCUAAUGUGUGAAUAAAGACACUGGCACAUUGUA